ACCCAGCUGGUUCUGUCUGUACUCUUGUAGAGUGCUGCACUUUUUGAUUUCCUGAUAUUUUCGCGAUUCUGUUCCUCCCUGAUUCCUUUUAUUUUUCCGAAGGACUAUGCAUUGUACAUUUUGAGCACAGAAAGAACGUUGUGUCUGUGUUUGUUGUUGUCCACUCUGCACUCCGCGCUGUCAACGGUCGCUCGCGGUUUUCCUGCGCCAGAGCAGAGUGCAGUGGUGCUCAGUUCCUGGUGCGCUCUCUGGCUCUUGCAACAUCUUUUGACCGUGAAUUUCUGAGCAGAUCGUACCGUUGGCAUUGAAGGCAGUGCGGAGAACAACGCACAGCGGAGAUACACGUCUGAUUGUUCAACGGGAAUUCGUGCUAGCCGUUACGGCGUCACAAAGUUUCUGUACAGUACCCACUACCCAGUACCCACUUCGUUGACAGCUUUUCCAUCCUGAUCAUCAUUGUCAAUUUGAUUGACUAUUUGCAACUUUUCGUCCUUUAAGUUUACCUUUGUGGUGGAAUCCUUGCAUCCCCGAGAAAGUGCACAGAUCCGCUGUAUUUUUCCGCAACACAGCGCAGGCCGCAGUGAUGCCGGAAGUGGAGGUUGUGCCCGCGGCGGCGGCGGCGGUGAAGACGGAAAAAAUUCCUACACGGAAAAUUUAUUGCGCGUACUGCGGCUUAACCGAGCAACGAUUCCUGGCCUACUGCGGUGCGGAGAACUGCCAGAAGUGGUUCUGCAACGGUACUCGUGAUGGUCUGAAUAAAAGCCAUAUCGUUGCCCAUUGUGGGAAGUCCAAGCACACGUCGGUGAUGGUGUUCCGCGGGAUCCCAGCGGGAACCUCCAAGCGCAAAAGCCAAUCCGUGGACUUUAUCGUCAAAAACUGCACCUACCAGCCGAAAUGCGCCAAAUGCAACUCCAACAACAUCUUCGAUCUGGGCACGGAGGAUACCGCCGACCCGUACAAUCCCGCACGCACCUGGUGCCGCAAACACGCCGUGGUGGAGGGGAAAGUGGGGAAGAAUCAGUGGAAUACGCUGGUGGCGGCGCACAAGGAGGACGAGAAGGCGCAGCAGCCGGAAGAGGUCUUCUUCAUCCGGUUGCCGUACUGGUUGAUGCCUGUCGUGCCCAAGGCCAGCAUGAAGGACAACCGGGAGUGGUCGCUGAAAAUGUGGGGUCUGGAAAAGCUAGAGAGGGAGGUGGAUAUUCUGGAGGAGUUUUGGCGCUGGAAGCCGGAAGGGACCAAAGAUGAAUUUCUGGACUGGAAGACGGCCGUGGAUAAUUUUGUCGUGACGCGGAGGGUUGACUUUUCGGACCGGCAGGAGUACGCCGCGUACUGGGACAGUCUGGUUAUGGAACUCUCUCGCCAGGAGAAAGGCACCGUGGAAUCCCUGCCGCCGAUGCGCAACCUGGAAAUCAAAUGGAUGAGCGCCUACGAUAUCGAAGUGAAAGUCCCGCAGGGUAUCUUCACGGAAUUCCUGGAGAUCGGGCGUCCCAUGGAAGUUUCCUGGAUGAUCCUGAAGGACGGCGAAGAGUACUCCAUGUGGCAGCGCGACGCCACCAUUUCGGCCCUCCGCCAACUGGAUACCGGGCAUGUCGUCGUAGUGCACUGCCUGUCGGCCGUCAAUCCCAGUCAUCAUCGUGUCAGCCGUGAACUGCGCUUCCGCAUGGUGUAUAAUGAUGUGAAUUAUUGGCGGAUGAACCAGGCGCUGUACAAACUGGAACACGAUCCCAGCUGCGUCUCCCAACAGGUGCUGGACAUGCUGUUGGGCCGCGUGGUGAUGACACAGGAACUGCUGCAUGAAUGGCGCUCCAAUUUCGCUUCCACGGCGUUGGAAGCGGCGGAAUGGGAGAGUGAUGGGGAAGAGGACGAAAAAACCGUUGCUGAGGCCCUGCCGCGCACGAUGAACGGGAGUCUGGGCAAGUUCGUCCCCCCGCCCUUCCACACCGAGUACGUGGAUGCCGGGAAUGAGUUUCGCAGCUACAACUUUGACCAGAUGAUUUUGCCGCGGCUGAAUCGCCGGCUGAACGAGCGCCAGCGGCUGGCGGUGGAUAUGGCGCUGAAGGCGCCCGUGUGCUUAAUCCAAGGCCCACCGGGUACCGGGAAGACAGAAACAGCGGCGGCCAUUGUGGUCAAUUUUACCAAGGAUCCCAUGGGGAAGAUUUUGGUAUGUGCGCCCAGUAACGUGGCCAUUGAUCAUCUGACGCUGAAGAUUGCCAAGAUCAGUAAAGAUAUGAAUAUUUUACGAUUAUUUGCGCAUACCCGCGAUGUGGAGUGCCUGGCGGAAGGGGUACGCAAGUACACGGUGUUUAGCAAGUUCAAAAAGGAGCGUCCACGGGAAGCCAUUACGGAGGCGGCGUUGCGGGUUUAUGAGAAGGAGUGUGUUAGAAAGGCGAAGAUUGUGUGCUGCACGUGCAAUAGUGCCGGACUGAUGAGUUUGGAUCGCGUUGCUUUUCCCUACGUGUUGAUCGACGAAGCCGCACAAGGAAUGGAGCCGGAGUGCUUGAUUGCCAUCACCCGGGCAUGCGAAAAGUUGGUGUUGAUCGGCGAUCCAGCACAGUUGGGCGCCGUUGUCCGCUUUCCCAAUCUGCAGAAAUCCCAGCUGACCACCUCGCUGUUCCAGCGCCUGUGGAAGGUGUGUCCGUGGAUGAUCCUGACCCAGCAGUAUCGCAUGCACCCGGCUAUCUCCAAAAUGAUCUCGCAGAUCACCUACGAAGACCAACUGGUUAAUGACCAAUGCGUCCUGGCUCGUACAUCCGCAUCGAUCCUGCUGAACGACAUCUUCGGGAUGAUUGUGCCACUGCCGGAUCUGGUCCGCUACCAUGAACUGCUCUUCGCACCCGACGGGAUGAUCUACGCACGGGAGGGCAUCAUUCCCAUGUUGUUUGUCAGUUUGGCGCGCAAUGACGAGCUGUCCGGCAGUGGGACGUCGUUUGUCAAUAUGGCGGAAGCGCACUUCAUUGCCCGCCUGGUGGCCAAUAUUCUGCACGAGGGCCAUGUCUUCUCCAUCCCGGGCCUGGAGAAGCCCCACCCGGAAGAGAUUGGCAUUAUUACCUUCUAUAACGGACAGCGGCCGCAGCUGGAAAUCGAGCUCAAAUGUCACCCGCGUAUCAACCAGCGCUUCAAGGAUAUCGAGAUUAACAGUGUGGAUGGGUUCCAAGGCCGCGAGAAGGACAUCAUUAUUUUAUCGUGUGUUCGCUCCGCCGACUCAUACCGCGGCCGGCGCACCCUUGGCUUCACCGACGACCCGCAGCGCCUGAACGUGGCCAUGUCGCGCGCGCGCAAGGCCCUGAUCGUCGUGGGCAGUUGGCACAUCUUCUAUCAUUCCGACAUGUGGCGUCGCUACUUCCGCUACAUUCCCGUCAUCCAGGCGGAGACCGUGUGCCAUCUGCUACCGCUGCCCUGCAGCACCAAACCGCCCUGCAAGAUCUGCCCGGAUGAUCAGGGGCUGCGCAUCCAGCAGGCCAUGGUCAAUAUGGGACACUAGUGCUUUUUUGUAUUUUGUAACGCUGGUCGUUCAUGCUGUAUGUUGUGCUUUCACUGGAAUUAACUGCUGGUCAAACCGUUAUCGCGCUUGUCGCUUGAUGAUGUGGGGAUUUUUCUUGGGUGGAGUUUUUGUUGCUGCGUUUUACGUCUUUUUUUAUCGCGUUGCACCGCUUGUUAACCACAUUCGGCCUUUUUUUGUAACGUUGAAAUGGGCGGAGCAUGCUGAUUCGCUGACGGCGGAACAGGAGCGAGCUUUUUGUGGGAACUGCUCAGCCGAAGUCGAUUGAAUCGACUUUUUGUUCAGCUAAAAUAAAAUUACUAACAAUACAUACGUGAUACGUUUGUGUUAUUGUAAUUGCUGUUCGGACCCCCAGACCGCAGUUUUAGCGGUUUAACACGCUUCACGCUGUGCACAAAAUUUAAGAAAUUCAUUCGUCAAAUAAUUAUAUU
Molecule: messenger RNA, 3930 nt
Organism: Paramacrobiotus metropolitanus
Lineage: Eukaryota; Metazoa; Tardigrada; Eutardigrada; Parachela; Macrobiotidae
Exons: 10
Coding region: 584-3481 (965 amino acids)
Biological process (GO): nuclear-transcribed mRNA catabolic process, nonsense-mediated decay
Cellular component (GO): cytoplasm
Molecular function (GO): RNA binding; ATP binding; RNA helicase activity
Source: RefSeq, a predicted model, not a curated record